This is a messenger RNA of Aureobasidium melanogenum CBS 110374, 1554 nucleotides long. RefSeq lists its product as uncharacterized. The record is from RefSeq and is a predicted model, not a curated record. The transcript has 2 exons. The coding region runs from base 1 to 1554 and encodes 517 amino acids. NCBI's taxonomy places the organism in Eukaryota, Fungi, Ascomycota, Dothideomycetes, Dothideales, Saccotheciaceae.
AUGCGCAACAUCUCGUCCAUCUCUGCUCUUGCCCUGUUGCUGGUUUCAGCAGUGGCAGGUAGCGUAUCGCCUGCUGACACCACCGAAAUUCAGCGUGUUGUCGAGUGCAACCCGGAAUCUGGAUUUUGCAAUGUUGAACUUGUGGACAGAGCCGUGACGAGCACAAAGCACUCGAGUUCGAGCUCUUCUCACAAGACAACUUCGACUAAGAAAUCAUCCUCGACUAAAAAGUCAUCUUCGACCAAAAAGUCUUCCUCGACCAAAAAAUCGUCCUCCACUACUGCGAAGACAACCUUGAAGACCGAGGUCAAGGUCGUGACCACGAAGGCAGCGUCAACAUCCACCUCGUCCAAGAAGUCUACUUCAUCAUCGAGCUCCAAGAAGACUUCCUCGUCAUCCACCAAGCUCAACACUGUCGCCAAGGCUGUGACCUCUUCUUCAAAGACCUCGAGCACUAGCACCAAGCCUGCUUCUAGCAGCUCCAAGGUCUCAACUAGCAGCAAGGCUACCUCGAGCAGUUCGAAGGUUACUUCGUCUUCGAGCUCAAAGAAGCCUACUUCAACUUCAAGCUCGUCUAGCAGCAAGAAGACCAGCAGCAGCAGUACCUCAUCAAAGGCUUCUUCCACAUCUGUGAAGCCAUCCUCAACCACCUCGUCAGUAACCCUUUUGUCUUCCAGCACAUUUAGCAUAUCCAUCCCUGCAGCAGCAUCUUCUUCUUCUUCUUCUUCGCAAGUUGCACUGCCUCUGUCUAUCAACCUGUCGUCGUCGUCAUCGUCAUCAUCGAGCUCUGUGUUGAGCUCACCCUCCGCGCCAUCUGCCGCUGCUACAUCUGCUUCGUCGAGCAACAGCUCCUCAGUGAUUAGCACCAGCAGCAGCACCAGCAGCAGCAGCAGCCUGGCCUCCUCGUCCCUGAGCUCGUCUAGUGCUAGUUUGGCUGCUGCUACGUCGGGAUCAUCGAGCGCUACCUCUGCAUCUCUGUCGUCGACCUCCUCUGUCCUGUCAUCCUCAUCUUCUGCCCUUUCAUCAUCAUCAUCUUCUGCAUCCUCUUCAUCUUCCUCAUCCACCACACUUUCAUCGUCUUCACAAUCCUCUUCUCUGCCCACAAGCUCUGCCCAAAUCACGUCAUCUUCUGCUGCCGCAUCAUCCACAUCAACCUCCUCAGACAGCACACUCACACCCUCCGACAGCAAAACCUCCUCCUCCACCAAACCUACCACAAGCUCCACUAGCUCUAGUAGCUCGACUUCGGUCAAGCCUACUACCACUUCAUCCUCAUCAACCACUUCCAAAUCGUCUUCGUCUUCGGCAGCCAUGAGCACUAGCUCCAGCAGCAAGACAAGCUCGUCGUCUUCCUCUUCUUCAUCCAUUUCUUCAUCCUCCUCUUCUUCAUCGACCUCUUCGUCGUCAGCAGCGGCAUCCUCCACAGUUGCCGCUUGCAAGAAGCGCAGAAGAAAGGUCAGAAGAGCUGCCGUCGCUGUCCCCGUUGAGACACAGGCUCCUGUUAUGAAGCUCGCUGAUCUGCCGCCUGGCGCUGUUGCAGACAUGCUUUACUAG